Messenger RNA from Acanthaster planci (crown-of-thorns starfish), 5877 nucleotides. RefSeq lists its product as uncharacterized. Lineage: Eukaryota; Metazoa; Echinodermata; Asteroidea; Valvatida; Acanthasteridae. The record is from RefSeq and is a predicted model, not a curated record.
CGAAUAUUAAUUAGGUGAUGUAGUUUACAGACUACUGGGUGUAAAUUGCAAUAUCGAAUGAAAUACGGAAACGAUAGCAGGCAGGAGGGGAAUUGCAAACGGGUACAAAUAAGUUAUCACAUAACUGCCAUCAGGGUUUGUGUGAAAAAGUUCUCGUCUGAUCUGAUUUGGUAGUCUUAGAAUAUCAUGGCACAGCCUCAUCCAGACGAGAGUGAUGGAAUUUUCCUGGAAAAUGAAUUGCCGUCGUCAAAAGAUGAAGCCGACUAUUCACUGUCAGUUGUGAAUUUGACGCGGGCUGCUGACAUUCCACUGCGGUACUUCCUACCCAAGAUUUUCUCGCCCAUAGAGGCGAGCAUGAGACGGAGUUGUCAGCGAGUGUCGGAGAAGGCUCCCAAGUAUAGAUUGUUGAACACAGACUGGGGCAAUAGGUUGUCCUCCAUCAAGGAAGGGCCCGGUAUUCUGGCACUGGUAACCGUCGAGAACAAGGCAGUGGAUCAACACACUGUCAGCAAAGUGGAGAGCCACAUUAAGAAGCUAAUGAAAGGCACAUCAUGUCAGCUGCAGAGAUGGGAGGCACAGCAUAUUCUACUGCAUUUUGAAGAUUCUAAGGACUACGAGACUUUCGGCAGGUUGUUCCUGGAAGAAAAAUUGGACGACUGUGAAGGAUUCCGUGUUAAUGCCAUUGAACCAUCCAUUCUGACCAACCCACCACGAUGCUUUGUGGAGAUUGAGACCACUCAAGGCACUGAAACCAGGGACACCCUUAUGUCUUUCAUCUCCUACUUCUCCGGUGCCUUCAAGCACGUCAACAUCCUGGAAGUCGAGAGUUUAACCCCUGCCGGCAGAAGUGGAGGUGGGGAGGAGCCCCAGGACGGAGAUAUUCCCCACAUGGCCAUUACGCUGAUGUUUAGCAGCCAGGCCCAGUCACGGGCUGCUGAGGUCCUCAAGGUGCUGUCGGCUGGGGACCCAUGGCGACCCUACCGACUCCCGGAGCCAGUGGCCAAGGAACUGGAGGAUGACAAUACAACAUACUUCCGGCAUGCUACCUUGGGUCUCCCGCUCUGGGGGGUCAAGACAGGCGCCAGUGAGUCGGGCGUACGGCUGACGCUGUUCGUCAAGGAGGGCAGUGACUUUCAGCAGAUGGAAAAGUUCUAUGGCAAAGUCACAGGGGUCUCGCCCCUGCAGCAGAGCAGAGGCACGGCCGUCAAGCGCAGCACCUAUCCCCUGUCCAACCGACUGGAGUUCACCCUUGCCCUCUACCAAGGCCUGACCCCCCAUGCUCACGAGAACCACCUCUUGUACUUUCAAACGAACGAGCAGGCCAUCGGUGCGCAGAAGCUGGCCGAGGACCACUGGCAGCUGAAAGAUCCAGAAAACAACACAGUGCUGCUCUUCACGACCAUGAAAUGAAACCGAGUUGCUAGACAGCAGAUGAAAGGUUUUUAAGUAGUACUGUAGCCUAUUGAAAUAUUACACAAGUACCGAUCCUUGCUAAUCUGUGUCCUGUUGUGUGACUAUAAUUUCACCCCUGUACUGUUUGUACAUGCUGUAAUAUGGUCAGGUCUGAAUUCAGAACCUUAAUUCGGGAUUAUUAUGACUCAUAAAACUGUUGGCAUCGUUAAAUGUUUGCCAAGUUACCAGCUAAGCGGUCACAUUUCUGUGAAGAUUUCCUACUUGCGGAUGAAUCAUUUCACGUUAGUGGAAAGUGCAGAAUAUGUGAAUACAUGAGUCAUGAAGAUAUACCCAGACAUGUACCAGUACGGGUACCUAUCCGUGAUUUUGUCCGUUCACUAAUGAAGUGCACUUAAAGAAUGUGUACAGCGCACCGUCAUGGAGCAUAGUCAUUGUUCGUAAACAUGCAUCUCAAAUGAACUGUGGAUAUGUAUACAUUAAGGCAGUGGUAUAGCAAAUUGAAUAGGGGACCCUGAUGUGGUAAAUGAAAGGGAGGGGGGGACUCAUAGAACCUCGGAACAGGCAAAGAGAAUGCAGAACCACGUCCCAGUUACAUUCACUGUGGAUUGUUUGUGUGCUUUCAUUUUGCAUGUAGCUCCCCAGUGACCGUGGCCAUUGGAAAUUUGAGAAAUUUCUCUCCCAGGAAUCUGCGGUAUGAACUCUGUACUUAAUGUGGGCUUUCAUAUUGUCUUAUGCAGUAUGCAUGUUUGUUUUAGCCGGGAUUGUAAAUCUAAACUUUUUUUAAGAGAUGGAGAAGUACAUUUGUGUCUUGAAAUCUGGAAUAUUUCUUGGUUUGCAGUUUUCGUGCAAAUUACACAGAAAGGGUGACAUGGAAAAUCUUUUUUCAGUGACUGUCCUUUUUCUCUCGUAAAAGGGGAAUAAAUGAAAGAGUUGUCCAUGAAAAGUUUUUUUAACUGCUUUUUGAAAUGGUUUUUAUAGUGUAAUAAAUUCUAAGAGGAUCAACCUUUAAGAAAAGACCCGUUCGCCCAUUCCACUCCAAAAUUUGCUUACUUGUACAUGGGUAAAUACAUGUAAGUCCUUUUGCUGCAGCAGUCACGGUCAAAAAUUCCUUCCACUCGAUUUGCCCCAGUACACAGACACACAGGGGUCACCAGUGCUGCAACAGUUACAGACUGUCAAAAAUUUCUUUACUCCAUUUGCCCCAGUACACAGACACAUAGCGGUCACUAGCGCUGCAACAGUAACAGACUGUCAGAAAUUCCUUCCGCUCGAUUUGCCCCAGUACACAUUCAGACACGUAGGGGUCAUUUGAUUGAUAGGACCACUGUGUCAAAAAUGCAUUUUUGCAUAGGAGGGUUAAUGUAAAGUGUAACACACAGUCACACUGCAACUUGCCAAGCACACUGUUGAGUAGGUUACAGGUUCCAUUUGUGACCACACUGAAGAGGAGGAGGGGCCACACUGUGUGCCCAUAUUUGUUCUCGCAGGGAGUACACGAGUGAGUAAGUUUACAACUCUCUAGCAUCUUGGUGCAUGGUGACUGCAUCCUUUAUUACAUGAGUACAGUUCUGAGCAUACAAAUGACUUGAGUAAGACCCAAGAUGAGAUCAUGAGGGUUUCAGUGGUCAGACUGGGAGUGUGUACUGGUACAUGUAUGUACAAUACCCUUGCAUUGCAUGGUCAUUUCAAGAUGGCGGAAGGGUAAACCUUGACCGCUCACAAGAUGUGAUCUGAGAGUAAUGCGCAUGCGAUAUUUCCGUAUACCAGCAAGUACCAAGAGGAGAGCAUGGAAUUGCAAGGCAUAUGUGGCCCCUACCUCUCUGUUGGUCAACACUGAGGGGGCGCUUGUGCGUAGAGCAGAUACCAUUGCACCCCCCCAUUUUGAAAUUGAACUACAUGUACAUGUAUGCCUUUUUAGGGUAAUUCUGAACAGAAGAGAUGUAGAAAAAAAAUAUUUAUAGCAGUUUGUGGUUCUCAUGUCUGUUGCAUAUAAUUGGGAGAUUGUAAUUGGGGAAAGUUAUUUCAUUUUAGAGAUGAUUGAUAUAAAAGUAUGGUAGCAUUUUAGACUGUAGCAAUGGAAAUAGUGUAUUGUCUUAUAUAGAAAGAGUAACGUUAUGCUGUAGACUGUAAUAUACCAGAUUCAUAUUAAUUGUUGUCAUUCCUGGGUUGCAUUAUGGAGCAAGUUCAGUGUGCAAGGUCAAUACUAGAUGCAAAUAUUUUGGUCCAGAUGCACAGCGUUAUUGCCUUAUCAAGGCAGUUUACAAAAGGAAACCCAGAACUCAUUCAGUGUGAGGUUGCGCUUUGUGAUAAAGCUGUUGAUGAGUUGUUGAAGUUCUGCAAAGAUCCUCACCCGCUCCAAAUCUCAGAGCCUCCCAAACUCACAGAGGAGAUGUGUUGCGUGGCGCAGCGGUAUAAUUUUAGCUCACUUUACCUGAAAAACCUUCAAAUCUUACAUGCACAUGUAUGUUACGAGAAGAAUUUAAGACGAAUGAAGUUGUUACUGAGAUUGUGAAUCAUGUCGUCGGUGAAAUUUAGAAAGGAAACAGGAGACAUUACAAUAAUUCAGAACGACAGGUCCUAACAGGUAUUGUUUGUCUCACACCGGGUGGGGUGGUCUGUCAUAAUUUUGACAUGAUAUCUGACAGUUCAAAUUUAAGGUUGACAUUGGCAAAACUUGGGUGGGGAGGAGAUUAUUAAAUUGAUUUUUAUCCAUAAAUCCUUUGAUAUUUUUGGCUUGAGAAUGAUAUGCUGGUAGUCUUUUUUUUCUUUUCUUUUUCUAUAAAUUCCAAUUUGUCACCAGACAUGUCAUGGGUCAUACAUGUAAGUCCCUCUUGUCAGUGUUUUUUUUUUCUAAUUUGCAUUUAACAGAAAGAGCAAAUUCUAUCUUUUUUUAUUUACCCGUAUGACUCCAUUUGGAAUCCCGAUGAACAUGGGCAUUCGGGUGAAAAAUGUUCCUCUUGCUUUACAUUGGCCAAGAUUCUUUAGAAAGGCCUUUAACUGUAGAUUGGCCCUGGCAACUCCCGAUUUUGUCCAAAGUUGCUGUUGAGACUGAUAGUGUGAAUGCUGACCACAGGUAUAAAGUGUACAUGUAACAAGCAAUCAAGCAAUGCUCUCGGCUCAGUCACUAGCCACAGGGGGGCAUCAAGCUCGGCUGUGAUCACUGGAAGCUAGGGGUGUGAUAUCUCUCUGAAAUCUGUAACUCUGUGGGUGAAAUAACAGUUUCGGUUUCACAUUGCAGCAUGUGAGUGGCGGACACUCCACCUCAUGACACCAGACUGUUGGAAAUCCCUAAGCAACUUGUCUGCUUAAACUGAAACAAAAAAUGUAUACAGGGCAUGCAUGACAAGUUAGCUCAAGCAUGUAUAGUUUAUGUGCGUGAUCCCUGAAAGUACAUUGUACUUUGUGUACAUUACACAAGAAUAAAUACCUGAGGUUAAUUAACCCCAACAUGCACAGUUGUAACAACAGUGUACAAACCUGCAAACCUAGCCAUACUCCUUCCUAAGGUCAGGCAUUACCACACAAUAGAUUAAAAGGUAUUUAAAUGAGCCUUUCACUUCAUUUAAUUUAAAUUUUGAUCUAUUGUGUGGUAAUGCCUGACCUCAGGAAGGAGUACUGGCAUGUUGGCUGGUCUGCAGUGUAUGCUUACAUUUUGUGAAACAAAAUUGUGCACCACAUUGUACAAGCUUCUGCUCCAAAUGUUUAACGUCUUUCUAGCGUUAACAUCAGUAAAGCAGACUUACCUGUAAAAGGAGUUUGUUUUUAAACUGAAAUUGAACUGUUUUCAAAAUAUGCUCCUCAAUGCUUGAUGCACCCUGGUGGAAAAAAAUGGCCUUCCUGAAUAGUAGAUACAAUAUCAUUUUCAUUCGUUUGUGUUUAAGUAGGAUUUUUAAAAAAUAUAUAUCAGUACUAGGAUUUUUUUCACACCUUAGCUAUUUAUUCAUGUACAUUUAAAUGUCAGUAGAUGAAGCAACCGUCAAUGGAAUAAAAAAAAAAUUGAAUUGUCUAUGCAGUUACUGUGCGUACAUGCAAGUGGAGAUUUUAUAGUGGAGAUUUUAUUUUACGACGAAAAUCCAAUCAGUCAUUGUGAUCAUGUGAUGCACCAAUAUUACCGGCACAUCCAUCUAAUUCCCAGCCAUUAAAUUGGUUUGGGCUGGUUACAGCUAAUGCAGUCCAUUCUUACAGAUACAUGUAUUAAAGUCUUUUUGCCCGGGUGCCCGCAAAUAUAUUAUGAGACAAACUGACAAAUGAAACUCAUUAAUAAUGAGUACUUGAGAUGUUAUUGGGUAUCAAGUUGAUGCUGAUGGAACGGUGACAUGUUUUUUAUUCGUCACUGCUUUGGCUGGUUCUAAUUCUGUGCAUGUAUCCCUCAGACUCAAUUUGUCCCAAACUCUUCAAAUGUCACCUGACGCUGUCUGCCAUUUAUUAAAGAAGACUUUUCAUGAGUCUAAUGUUAAAAUGUGA